This is a messenger RNA of Cannabis sativa, 2246 nucleotides long. Its product is annotated as protein NRT1/ PTR FAMILY 5.6. Gene Ontology annotation, biological process: transmembrane transport. The transcript has 4 exons. Gene Ontology annotation, molecular function: transmembrane transporter activity. Bases 350 to 2122 code for a protein of 590 amino acids. NCBI's taxonomy places the organism in Eukaryota, Viridiplantae, Streptophyta, Magnoliopsida, Rosales, Cannabaceae. The record is from RefSeq and is a predicted model, not a curated record. Gene Ontology annotation, cellular component: membrane.
AUAAAACCUUGUUUGACCAGUGUUUCAUGUAACUAUUAUGACGAACCUAACCUACCUCUCAUCACUUCAACCAAUCAUCCAAUACAAUAUAAACAAUAAUCAAAGCAAAGGCUUCUCAAUGGUCUCUAUCUCUACUUACAAAAACCAUGUGCAAUUGAAUUGAGCCACAGUACUGCUGCAGCAGGGCACUGAUUAAGCUUCCAUCUGAGUUGUAUUUAUAUCCCUCCAUUAUAUUAAAAAAAGAAUCUGGUCCGUACUAAUAUCACUGUAACUUUAAAUAUAUAUAUAUAUAGAUUAUAUUUAUAUAUUUGCCUUUCCUAUUUGCUAUUUUUCGAAAGUUACACAAGAAAUGGAGGAGAUGAAGAGAAAAGAAAGUGAGGAGAGUCAGAAGUGGGUUUAUGAUUCUUCUGUGGAUUAUAAAGGAAAAGUUCCUCUUCGAGCUUCCACCGGCGUUUGGAAAGCCUCUCUUUUUAUCAUCACUAUUGAGUUCAGUGAGAGACUCAAUUUCUUUGGGAUAGCAACUAAUCUCAUAACUUACCUAACUCAAAUAAUUCACCAAGACCUCAAUACAGCUGCAAAGAAUGUCAAUUAUUGGUCAGGAUUCACCACUAUUGUGCCUUUGAUUGGGGGCUUCUUAGCCGAUGCCUACACUGGUCGAUACACUAUGGUCCUAUUUUCCUCUUUCGUUUAUCUAAUGGGCUUGAGUCUCUUGACAAUGUCCCAGUUCAUCCCAACUAUAAAGCCAUGCAAAAAUACUAGUACAGAAAAUUGCCAAAAUCCAAGGAAGAUUCACGAACUGAUUUUCUUCCUUGCCUUGUAUAUGAUCUCGAUUGGAACUGGUGGGUACAAGCCCUGCCUCGAGAGCUUUGGGGCUGAUCAGUUCGAUGAUGACCACAGCCAAGAACGACGAAAAAAGAUGUCGUUUUUCAACUGGUGGAAUUUUGCUCUGUGUUGUGGAAUCUUUCUUGGAGUGACUGUAAUCGUCUACAUUCAAGACUAUGUUAGCUGGGGUGUGGCUUUUCUUAUUCUUACAAUUACUCUGGCCAUUUCUAUAGUAACGUUCUAUGUUGGGAGGGCUUUUUUUCGUUAUAGGGUGCCCCAAGGAAGCCCCUUAACGCCAUUGAUACAGGUCUUGGUUGCAGCCAUAAGGAAAAGAAAAUUAACUACUCCUUUAGACCCUUCUCUCCUAUAUGAAGUUCCUAAGUCAAAAAUGAUCCACGGAAGGCUUCUUUAUCAUACAAAUCGACUUGGGUUUCUAGACAAGGCUGCCAUACUUGAAGAAAAGGAUCACAUUGAACUUGACCAACAAAAACAACAAUACAAUCCGUGGAGAUUAGCAACAGUGACAAGAGUAGAAGAAUUAAAGCUCAUAUUGAACACCAUCCCCGUAUGGCUAACUUCACUGGCUUUUGGAGUUACUGUGUCACAGUCCUCAACCUUCUUCGUCAAGCAGGCUGCCACUAUGAACUUAAAGUUAAACGAAAGCUUCAGUAUUCCUCCAGCCUCGGUAUCUAGCUUCGGCGCCAUUGCCAUGAUCAUCUCUGUUACUCUAUACGACAGAAUCAUUGUACCGUUUUUGAGGAGAACCACGGGAAAUGAGAGGGGAUUAAGCAUUCUCAACAGGAUUGGAAUCGGGCUGAUCUUUUCGCUUGUGGCAAUGCUUGUUUCGGCCUUGGUUGAGCAAAAAAGGCGCGGUGUUGAGGCCGAGAAAGGGAAAUUGAGUGUGUUUUGGUUAGUUCCGCAGUACGUAAUACUUUGUGCUGGGGAUGGCUUUACUCUGGUGGGCUUGCAAGAAUAUUUCUAUGACCAAGUGCCUGAUUCCAUGAGAAGCUUAGGGAUCGCUUUGUAUCUAAGUAUACUUGGAGUUGGGAGCUACUUGAGUAGCUUUUUGAUUAGUGUUGUGGAUCAUGUAACGGAGAAAACUAGUGGGAAAGGUUGGAUUGGGAAGGACAUGAGUAAUAGUCGUUUGGAUAAGUUUUAUUGGCUUUUGGUAGCCAUUAAUGGUGUGAAUUUGUGUCUGUAUGUGAUAGUUACCAGGGGGUAUACUUACAAAAAUGUGGACAGGGACACUGAGAAGAAUGGGGUUAGUGGUAGUGUUGAAAAUGGGAUUGAACAGAUAUAGUUUAUAAAAUAUGUAAUAAUUUUGGUACAAUGCACCAAGAACAAUGUAAUGUAGAAUAUAUGACUGAACAAUCACUUGGCUAUUGCAUUAGAUCUUUAAUAUAUUUAUGCAGAGUUUAGUUAAA